Cynoglossus semilaevis (tongue sole) is the source of this 3499-nucleotide messenger RNA. It is a transcript of the gene senp3b, whose product is annotated as SUMO specific peptidase 3b. Gene Ontology annotation, cellular component: nucleus. The transcript has 12 exons. Gene Ontology annotation, biological process: protein desumoylation; proteolysis. The coding region runs from base 422 to 2140 and encodes 572 amino acids. Gene Ontology annotation, molecular function: deSUMOylase activity. Lineage: Eukaryota; Metazoa; Chordata; Actinopteri; Pleuronectiformes; Cynoglossidae. The record is from RefSeq and is a predicted model, not a curated record.
ACAGCUGUGUGACGCAAUACGUAUGCGACUGCUUCGAUGGAAGCGACUGUCCUGUUGAUCUGGGCGCUUUGGGCUUGCAUACCAUCUCCCCUUUAAUUAAUUAUUUUGGACGUUUUGGGUUAUUGUUGUGCGCACGUCUUGGAUUGUGAUCGGUACAUGCAUGUUUCGUUGAAAAUAUUUGUUUAUCGUUGAACCAGAACACUGAGCAGGACAUCAAUAGUUGUCGCACAGACGGCGGCGACUCAUUCCGCUGGUAACACCUGACUUCAUUGAAUGAGCUUUUAUACCUAUUACCUAAGGUUUUGAUUGGAUAGCCACGCCGUGUGAGACGCUUCGUCAGCCAGACGCAGCCAGGACACUUUUGUAUAAAUCGACAGGGUACGGAAACGAGCUGGCGCAGGUCGUGAGUUGUUCGUGGAUAAUGCGAGACAGUGGUGGUAGCCUUGCCCAGAACUGCUGGCAGGGAGAUCUGGGUCUGACGGCUGUUGGACAGGACGACACAGGAGGUGGAAUUCCUGGUGACCACCUCAUCGUCCCAGUGUCAGGUCACAGUAUCCCCAGCUCAAUGCACCUUAGACUGGGACAAAAGGAGACAGUGUGGACAAACAAAUAUGCAGAUGAGGAGGAAAAACACGGAACAGGAAGGAUUGUAGCAUUAGGUGAUAAGGGAGAAGAAAACAUUGUGAAUCCGAAGGACAUGGGGGAAUUUGACUACAAUGACUGGGAUCAGAAUGAGGUGGAGGAGGAGGAAGAAGAUGAGGAUGAUGAAGAAGAAGAAGAAGAAGAAGAUGAUGAUGAAAAUGAGGAAUACGAAGAGUGUACGGAAGAAGAAGUCAACAAAGCGGAGUCGGAGUGGGACAAAGGUUUUCCCUACCAGUGCACUCGGUAUUCAAAUUCACACUAUCAGCAUUGUCAACCACAACAAAGGGCUGAAGGCGACAAUUACAUUGAGGAUACUAUGUUCAAGGCUGAGAAAACGUAUUUGGUAGGGUCCCACGUCAGCAAGUGCAGGGUUCAGAGAAGAUUCCGGCGCUGGCAGCGUUUAAGGUCUUACAGUGGCCUUCGAUUUUGCCUCAGCAAACAUUGGAAGAGCUGGCGCCAGCGUGCCCAGUGGGUGUGCCUUCUCGGACACAGGUGGAGUCGAAAGGACCCAAGUUACAAACUGUACAGCAAGCAGAGGAGAAUAAAAAAGUACUGGCAGUCAACGUACACACGGGGAGAGGACGAUAGUAACGCCGAGAGGUUCACAGAGUCUGACAGAGAUAAGCAGAUGAAAAACUGCUCCCCAAACAAGCAAGAGGACAAAGGAAGAGAGGAAGUGGACAUCAAACCGGUUCCCCUUACCGAAGAACACAUGAGCUGUGUUACUGUUAUUCUUAACGAGUCCCUACAGCAGUACGGGAGUUUGAUUCCCAUUCAGGUCGACGACGUUGUUGAAAAACUUCAAGAUGUCUUCAACGAGAGCUUCUCUCAACCACAAAGGAAAGUAAUGGUUCAGCACCUAAUACAAUCAUUUCAGCGGUCUUCAGGGUCAGCGAUAGCUAAAACAUUCAAAGUCAACUACAAACGGCAUGUACUAACCAUGGAUGACCUGGGCACACUGUAUGGACAGAACUGGCUCAAUGAUCAGGUUAUGAACAUGUAUGGUGAUCUAGUCAUGGAUUCCGUGCCAGAGAAGGUUCACUUUUUCAACAGCUUCUUUUAUGAUAAACUAAGAACUAAAGGCUACGACGGAGUCAAACGGUGGACAAAAAAUGUUGACAUUUUUCAGAAGGAUUUAUUGUUAAUUCCCAUCCACCUAGAGGUUCACUGGUCACUGGUUAGUGUUGACAUUCCUCAUCGGGCCAUUACUUACUUUGACUCUCAACGGACGCUUAAUCGACGUUGCCCAAAGCAUAUUUUUAAAUACCUGCAAGCGGAGGCAAUUAAAAAAGAUCGUCGAGAUUUCUUGACUGGAUGGAAAGGCUUUUUUAAAAUGAACGUGGGGCGUCAAAACAAUGACAGUGACUGCGGUGCGUUUGUGCUACAGUACUGCAAGUGUCUGGCCCUAGGACAGCCAUUCAGUUUCGGCCAGCAGGACAUGCCACGGCUGAGGAGACAAAUGUACAAAGAACUCUGUCACUGCAAACUCAUCCUGUGACCAAUCAUUGCUGCCCCUUACCAAUUUUCUUCAUCCCCUCCCACCUUGAUUCCCAAAGGUAGAGAGUGAUGAUACAACAAGAAGAGGACACGGGAGCGAGAAAAUUACUGACUGUCAAGAAACUUAACAAAACCUUUUUUUUUUUUUUUUUUUUUUGCCAAUAUCCAGAGAAAUUACUCUAAUUUAUCGGUAAUGUGUUUGUUUUGGUUUUUUAUCUCUUUUUACUUUAAGUUCUUCACUCUUUAAACACUCUUGACAUUAUGGAUGAUGAAGAAUCAAGGCAUACGAAGGUCCAAUACAGAAAGGAGUGUUUGUUUGCCAUUGCACACCAGUGAAAUUCCAUGUUUUGUUUUUGUUUUUGUUUUUUUUUUAAAUCCUUUCAGUUGUGUCCCAUUCCAAAUGUCCAUCACGAAGAGUUGGAUGAUGAUGGCCUUGAUGUAUUGGAAGCAGCUUAUUUUGUCAUAGCCAGUCUUAGACAUAUGAUGAUCUAGCUGAGCCAGCACUGGACUGACACAUUUCUGACAACAUUGUUACCAUAUUUUUUUUGAGUCGGAUUUAGAGUGAGUUUCAAAUAUGUUGAUAACAUGCUAAUGCAGUACCAUAUUUUGUACGAAAACUGAAAUCAAACGACACCCUUUGGAGCCAAGAGCCUUCCGAUGACUUGGUUACAACUACUAACUAUUGACAUGGGACCUGUUAGUAGCUCCCACAAAUGAGCCACAGUGUCACUGGCCCAAGGAUAGGGCAGCUUUACACGACAAUUUUUUUUCUUCGUUUUAUCUCUGUCGGUAAAAGUGUAAUUAUGUUUUGGCCUUACAUGGUGUUAAACAGAGGAUAACCCUUAUGUACAGUGUUCAGUGUAAGGUGUGAUAAGGUCCUCUCUUUUUUUUUGUUGUUGCUGAGGGUUUGAAAGCCCCUAUCGGUGUGGACAAAGACAACUGAAAAAUAGAUGAAGCACGUCCACCGUGAAAUAAUGGUUCCCUCGUAUUUUUCAUGAGAGACACUUUUUUUUCCAACAGGAGCUGAUGUAAGAUGGCAGUUUUAUAUAUUCUCUGCAUUUCUUUAUGAUUGAUUAAAAAUAAAAACACGUGGCAAGAGGUGUUUUUUUUUUUUUUUUUUUUUUUUUUUUUUUUUUUAACUUGUCAUGUCUACCAGUUCACUGUAGGCAUGUAAUAUGCUAUCUGACCUUUUUGUCAUACAGAUUUACAGUAUGAUAUCCUUAUUUUUGUCACGUUGUGCAAAGUUUCUUUUUAAGUCUAUUGUAUUAAAGCAUUUUGAUUUUGAUUCAUAUGGCAUGGAUGGGAGUGAAAGGGGGGUGACACAGAAACAUUUUAGAAAAAAAAUAAAUGUUUAAAGCAA